Messenger RNA from Opisthorchis viverrini, 456 nucleotides. RefSeq lists its product as hypothetical. The transcript is spliced from 2 exons. The record is from RefSeq and is a predicted model, not a curated record. NCBI's taxonomy places the organism in Eukaryota, Metazoa, Platyhelminthes, Trematoda, Opisthorchiida, Opisthorchiidae. Bases 1 to 456 code for a protein of 151 amino acids.
AUGUACAUAUCAGGCAUUCGCUGGGCAAUCAGGUUGCUCACCACCCUCGCCUACGAUAAAUCCCGCCUAACAAAACGUAUCGUCGUCAAAGCGCGAUCCAACAACUGCUGCAGGCCGGCGAAGAACACGGUUGGGUCAGAUCCGGGUGCCAUCCUGGCCGUCUUGAACCGCCUCAUAGCCUCCUGGCGGUCGGCCGGUGUGUCGAACUCCGCUGCAAGGACCUCCUUCGCGGCGGCCCAGUCCAUCUUCCGGGGGGCCACUUCUGGCCGCAUCCAGGGCCGCCUUAGCCCGGCCCCUGAGGAUGGUCUUCAGCGCUGCCAACUUACCCUGGUCGGUCUCCAGCCCGGCAGCCUCCGCGACCUCCUAAAAGUCCUCCAGGAAGGUCCGAACAUCCCCAUCCUCAAAGGGGUGCCGCCACGGGAUCUUCAACCUUAUCCUGGCGACGGCACCAAAUGA